UUCAACAUAAAAGCGACUGAGACUUGUCGCUUCUUUCUUCUCCUUUCAAAAAUUCCUCGAUCAGAAGUUUGAAAGAAGCUUGAUGAAGAUGAAAUCCUUGGUCGCUUUGUUGCUUUUUGUUAGUCUUUCUCAAGGCCUCGUAAGAAUUCCAUUACACAAGAUGGAUUCCAUGCGUAAGAAACUAGCAGAAGUUGGUAUCUCAGCAGARCAAGUGUACCAAAAAACCAAGCUWAACAGGUUGGGAAAAUACAGAGGCGAAGCACCUGAACCACUGACUGACUAUAUGGACGCACAGUACUUUGGUGAAAUUCAGAUUGGGACACCCGGACAGACRUUUAAAGUAGUCUUUGAUACUGGAUCAUCSAAUCUAUGGGUUCCUUCCAAAAAAUGUUCCUGGUCAAACAUUGCAUGYUUGCUUCAUAACAAAUAUGAUUCCAGCAAAUCGUCCACAUACAAAAAAAAUGGAACAGAGUUUGCUAUUAGAUAUGGCAGUGGAAGUCUGUCUGGGUUCCUAAGCACAGACACAGUAUCGGUUGCAGGUCUCAGUGUCAAAGAUCAGACGUUUGCAGAAGCUCUGAAGGAGCCAGGUGUAACGUUUGUUGCUGCACGGUUUGAUGGUAUUCUUGGAAUGGGGUACUCAACUAUUUCUGUGGACAAAGUUGUCCCUGUUUUUUAUAACAUGGUGGCUCAGAAGCUGGUCCCAUCAGCUGUGUUCUCAUUCUACCUCAACAGGGAUGCUUCUAAGACACCAGGUGGAGAGCUUAUCUUGGGUGGGAGUGAUCCAAAGUAUUACAAGGGAAACUUCACCUACCUCACUGUCACCAAGGAAGGUUACUGGCAAUUCAAAAUGGAUGGUGUCAAUGUGAAURGAUCUAAAUUCUGUGAUGGUGGUUGCCAAGCAAUUGCUGACACAGGAACAUCCCUCAUCGCUGGCCCAACAGCAGAGAUCACAAAACUAAAUACUCUGAUCGGAGCGACCCCACUUGUSGCAGGAGAGUACAUGGUUGACUGCACAAAGAUUUCUAGUAUGCCAAAAAUAGACUUCACACUUAGUGGCAAAACAUUCACGUUGACAGCAGAACAAUAUGUAUUGAAGGUGAGUGCUUUGGGUAAAACAGAGUGUCUUAGUGGCUUCCUUGGCCUUGAUGUCCCUGCCCCAAUGGGACCUCUGUGGAUUCUGGGAGAUGUAUUUAUUGGCCCCUACUACACCGAGUUUGACUUGGCUCAUAACCGAGUCGGAUUUGCAGAAACUGUGUAGAUGUAGAAACAUUAUGCACACUGCCAACACUUAAUCUAUGAAUCAAUACUGAAAUCAUUAAGUGAGAUAUUUUCUGCAAAUAAUGAACCUUUAAAUCCGGUGACCAGGAAGAAGUCGCAAAAUGCACUCUUAUUUCAUACAAAAGUUCCUUUCGAAAUGUUAAAAAAAAGAAAGACACAAGAAGCAAGUACAUGUAAGACCUAUGUCUGUUGCUCGUUUUAGGACAAAUUGGGUGUUUAGUUUCUCAUACUUUUGUCCACCUGGGUGUCAUAUAACAUUAAGUUUAAAUACUAUACAACAGCGCCGUAGCCAGAGGAAAAUCUGAACCGAGGCACUUUAUGCGACCGGCGGAAGCGGUCGUAUCUAGGGGGUUCGCUGGCAUGCUUCCCCGAAACAUUUUGAAAUUCAGACACUCGGAAACGUGAUUUACAGCGUUUUGCCAAGCAUAUUGUGACUUUUUUUAUCUUACACCAUUGAUCGAACUUUUUUUAUUUUGGAUACGAAUUAAAGCUGAAACUCGAUAAAAUUUUACCGAGGCAAGUGCCUCGCUUGCCUGAUCGUAGCUACGGCGCUGUACAAACACUGAAGACAAGCUGUUACAUAUGAAUAUAGUGGCAGUCUAGCGUUUUGUUAACCUGUAUGCUGUAAGUUGUACUUUAAAGUUAAGCAGAGUUGUUGUUUUGAGCAGAGGACAGCUGCUUUGCAGAAUUAGUUAAUAGUUAUUAUGGUUUCCUGUGAUAAUUAUUUUUUAGGGUUUCUUUUGUUGCAUUUUGUACUAGAUAGAUUUUGUUGCAUUUUGUGUUGACAUUUUUUAUUAAAAAUUAUUAAUAAAAUCACCAUGUAACAAUUCA
This is a messenger RNA of Exaiptasia diaphana, 2109 nucleotides long. Its product is annotated as lysosomal aspartic protease. Bases 83 to 1258 code for a protein of 391 amino acids. The record is from RefSeq and is a predicted model, not a curated record. NCBI's taxonomy places the organism in Eukaryota, Metazoa, Cnidaria, Anthozoa, Actiniaria, Aiptasiidae. The transcript has 8 exons. Gene Ontology annotation, biological process: proteolysis. Gene Ontology annotation, molecular function: aspartic-type endopeptidase activity.